AAUAUAAAAUGGCAUUAAACCAAUCCAGAGAUUUAGUAGAUAAAUUAGAGAGAGAAAAAACAGAUGCUCUGACAAGAUUAAGUAAGGAAAUGGGCAACAAGUUGAAUGACAAAAACCCCAACAUCACAGAUCUAAGUGAUUCUAACCGUCCAACAAAGAUUGCUGAGAAGUACAACGAGCUUUAUGACAAUGAAUGGACAGAUGCCCUGGAGUUCCUCACAAAUGAAGUGUACCAAGAAGAGAGUGCUAUAAAAGAACUACUGGAUUUAAUACAGGCUGCCUAUUCUUUCUGUAAAGAUGCAGCAGUGCAUCAGAUGGAGAACCUGAAAAAAGCUUUGACUAAUGUGAGCAGUUUACCGCGAGAUGCCUCAGUUGUGGAGUACAGCAUUGAUCCCCAGACAGAAAAAAUGUUGGAAGAAAUAAGAAAAUCCCAAAAGAUGUCUGCAGAGACUUUGUUUAAGGAAUUUGAAUAUAGUACAGGUUUCAAAGCUGUGUAUAAAAGACUUCCACAGUACACAGUCAAAUGUUUGGAGAUAUGCUGGUUAAUGCAUAUGCAUAAUCCUCCUGUGGUCUUGGGGAAGCCCCCAGCUGAAGGUUCCCCACUGGACAACAGUAUGUACAAAGAAUACACAAAAACCGGGUUUACUGUCCAGUAUGUGGUAUGGCUUCCUCUUCUACUGCAUGAAAAUGGUGCUCUACUGCAGAAAGGAGUAGCACAGCCUCAUCCGAAAGAUAAAUCUGUCCGCCAAAGACGUACCAAGACAGAAGAUAAUGACAGGGCAUCUCAGUACAGUAGCAGAUAUCAUCAUUCAGAUGAGAAGGCGCCUUUGGAAACAAAUGUUGAUGACUUUUUUAAGCAACCAGAUAGAACUCACAGGAGUACCACUAAAAGCCAUUCAAGGGAAACAACUCCAGCAACAGUCUCAUCCAGUUACAUGGGUUCAGACAACUACAAGUACCUGUAUGGUGAAAACACAGGAAAUCAUACAACAAAUGUUACCCCAAAACAGCAGCCUACAAGUACAACAGCUACCAGCAAAGUCUUACUCUAUCCAACUUCUUCUUCAUCAGCAGUGCCAAGAACACACACAAGUUCAAGUAGAACUUCAACGGGAAACUUUAGAGCAAACUAUAGUUCUCCUGUUGGUGAUCCCUACUAUAACACACCAACGAUGAAAACAAUCAAUGGUCGGGAAUAUGUAAAAUACAAAGGGCAAUAUUACACAAUGGCCCACUGGAGUUCACUAGGUUCUGGUAGCUCUGAUGCAUAGAAAUUCUAAAUUGCAUGUUGAUUUAUUUUGUUUUAUAGAAGAUGUUUACCAGUUGGAAUUUUAAAAAUGUUAAUCAGUAGUAUUUAACAAAUGUAGAUUUUAAUUUUACAUAUCAAUUGUGAUUAUUAUCAAAUAAAAUUUUUAUUUCUU
This is a messenger RNA of Saccostrea cuccullata (small rock oyster), 1421 nucleotides long. RefSeq lists its product as uncharacterized. Bases 9 to 1271 code for a protein of 420 amino acids. NCBI's taxonomy places the organism in Eukaryota, Metazoa, Mollusca, Bivalvia, Ostreida, Ostreidae. The record is from RefSeq and is a predicted model, not a curated record. The transcript has 5 exons.